Molecule: messenger RNA, 1625 nt
Organism: Zingiber officinale
Lineage: Eukaryota; Viridiplantae; Streptophyta; Magnoliopsida; Zingiberales; Zingiberaceae
Product: dnaJ protein homolog
Exons: 6
Coding region: 217-1473 (418 amino acids)
Biological process (GO): protein refolding; response to heat
Cellular component (GO): cytosol; cytoplasm
Molecular function (GO): Hsp70 protein binding; ATP binding
Source: RefSeq, a predicted model, not a curated record
UCGCCCCUGACCCUUUCUACCUCCGCAUCGAUAGGGUUUCUUGCAAUCGCGGCCUCUUCCUCCUCUUCCUCCGUCGGCGUGAUUAGGCCUUGCCACAGUGAUUAGGCCUUGCCGCAGUGGGUAUUGUACAGAUUGGAGGACGACUAGGCCACUGAGUUUGUGUUUUUUUCGCUUCUUCCCGAUUUUUGUUUGAUCGGUUAAGAUUUCGUCGGCAAGAUGUUUGGGAGGGGGCCGAAGAAGAGCGAUAAUACCAGGUACUACGAGGUCCUUGGGGUUCCGAAGACAGCUUCGCAAGAGGAUCUCAAGAAGGCUUAUCGGAAGGCUGCUAUCAAGAACCAUCCUGAUAAGGGAGGCGAUCCCGAGAAGUUCAAGGAAUUGGCUCAGGCUUAUGAGGUUCUAAGUGACCCUGAGAAGCGUGAAAUCUAUGAUCAGUAUGGUGAAGAUGCCCUGAAGGAGGGAAUGGGCGGCGGCGGCGGCGGCCACAAUCCAUUUGAUAUCUUCGAGUCAUUUUUUGGAGGGAGUCCUUUUGGAGGAGGUGGUAGCAGCCGUGGACGAAGGCAAAGGAGGGGAGAUGAUGUUAUCCAUCCUCUUAAGGUGUCAUUGGAAGAUCUGUACAAUGGAACUUCUAAGAAGCUGUCUCUUUCUCGGAAUGUCAUCUGUCAAAAAUGCAGCGGGAAGGGUUCUAAGUCUGGUGCUUCGGCUAAGUGCUCUGGCUGUCAAGGUUCUGGCAUGAAGGUAACAAUUCGGCAGUUGGGGCCUGGCAUGAUACAACAAAUGCAACACCCUUGCAAUGAAUGUAAGGGGACUGGGGAGACGAUCAAUGAGAAGGACCGAUGUCCAAAAUGUAAAGGUGAGAAGGUUGUGCAGGAAAAGAAAGUAUUGGAGGUUGUGGUCGAGAAGGGUAUGCAGAAUGGCCAAAAGAUAACCUUCCCUGGAGAGGCAGAUGAAGCACCCGAGACAGUGACUGGAGACAUUGUGUUUGUCCUUCAACAAAAGGAACACCCAAAAUUCAAGAGAAAGGGUGACGAUCUCUUUUAUGAGCACACACUAUCCCUCACUGAAGCUCUCUGCGGCUUCCAAUUUAUUUUGACCCAUUUGGAUAACAGACAAUUGCUUAUCAAGUCGAAUCCCGGUGAAGUUGUAAAGCCUGAUCAAUUCAAAGCAAUAAACGAUGAGGGCAUGCCUAUGUACCAGAGGCCCUUCAUGAAAGGGAAGCUGUACAUCCAUUUCAGUGUCGACUUCCCUGAUUCAUUGACACCAGAUCAGUGCAAAGCCCUCGAGGCAGUGCUACCGCCGAAGCCUGGUGCACAGAUGACUGACAUGGAGCUAGAUGAGUGCGAAGAAACAACAUUACAUGAUGUCAAUAUUGAGGAAGAAAUGCGGAGGAAGCAAGCUCAGGCACAGGAAGCCUACGAGGAAGAUGACGACGCCCCUGGAGGUGGUGCCCAGAGAGUGCAGUGUGCACAGCAAUAAGCAGAAUACAUACGAAUACCUCGAAAUCUACUGUUACUUUUUGUUCCUGCUUCUGUUAAAUUGCGGUUGCGAUUUUAGCAAUGUAAUGUACUGAGCAGAAUCUUGACUAUCUUUGGGUUUGUUAAUGCUUGGAUUGGCUUUACUUCGCAUCA